CGUCGACGAGUGGUUCGUAAGCGUGUUUGUAACGUUCGUCGAUCAUCAGGUGGUUUUUAAACAUGCGCACUCAACAACACACAAGGUUAUCCGAACAAGGACAGACGAUUGACAAAUCGUAUGCGCGACAUAACUGUGUCCGCCGAGACGCUGAAGCAUCGUUAUCAUCGUGGUAGGAGAAUAUUAUUAUAAUUGUUCGGUGAGGAUUAGGCGAAGGUGGAGUAGGAGGGCUGUCAAAAGACGGAAUAUGUCGGAGAUUUUUUUUUCGUUCAUUUCGUGAGGUGAUUCGUUAUGUAGAUAAGUGAAAGACGACGACGAACGCUCGGCUUUAAGUGCACUCCGCCAUCACGGUUUUCACCAACUCUCAUGUCAGCUGACAUUUGCGUCAUCACCGCAGACGUGCUCUAGACCAUUGUAACUAGGCCUUUAGAACAUCUACCAUGUCACGACCUUUGGAACACACCGCGCCACGGCUUUUGGGAUCGACCACGCCGCUGACACCAGUGGCGGGAAACCGUCCGGUCGGCCGUUGGGGACGACUGCGAUCGAGGACGUUCAAAACGGUUGGCGACCACUGCGCGGUGGAAAUUGUCACCUUGCUGUUUUCCUCGUCGAUGUCCAUGUCCGGGUUCUUCCAGAACAACCUCCUGCUACGAAAGGCGUGCAACGGGACCGUGCCCUUCGGCGAGUGCACCGACGGCGAGGCGCACGCUCAACACGUCGUGUCCGUCAUUUACUCGUGGAAAGCGGCCAUCCAGUACAUCGUGCCCGUCGUGUUGAUCAUACUAUCAGGACCCUGGAGCGAUAGUCAUGGCAGGCGACGUAGACCAUUGAUUUUCUUACCGAUAAUCGGUCAAAUGUUGACUGACAGCUUAUGCAUUUUGAACGUUUAUUUUUGGAGCUGGCCACCGCAAAUUGCUGCUAUCUUCGAAGCUAUAACUCCUGGGUUAUUUGGGUCUCGAAGCAUGUUUUGGGUAGGUGUAAUAUCAUAUAUAUCGGAUAAUAGUCCAAUUGAACUGCGAACAUUAAAAUACGGAAUCAUAAACGCGAUCUACACUAUCAGUAGUCUUAUUGGAACAGGGUUAGCUGGUUUUUUAAACGUUGGCCUUGGUUUUUAUGGUGCAUUUUUGGUAUCGAUUUCGUUCAAUUUAGCCGCUAUUACGAUUGGAUUACUUAUUGUCAAAGACACUUCUGAGCCAUAUGACAAAAAUGUUGAGUGGUUGAAGCUAAAACAUUUCGUCCAAAGUUAUUUGAAUGUAUUUAAAGGAGGAACGAAAUCCUUUACUGUUACAUUAUUUGUUUUGCUGUUAAGUCAAGGUGUGUUGGUGGGAAGAAUAGGAGGCGAAUAUGCUAUCACAUAUCUUUUUACCCGGUACAAAUUUCAUUGGUAUGAAGUGGAAUACAGUUAUUUUGCUGCUUUCAAAAUGAUGACAAUAUUUUUCGGUACACUAUUUUCAGUUUCUGUAUUAAGCCAUUGUAUGAAAGUAAACGAUGCCAUUAUAGGUUUAAUUGCUUGCUCUUUUGAUAUGCUGGCUGCAAUGUGUUACGUUUUCGCCACUGAACCCUGGCAAAUGUAUUGCAUUUCAAUGAUUGACUUCUUCCACGGAACGGCUCUCACUAUAUCUACAUCAUUAACGUCUAAAUUAGUACAGAAUGAUGAACUUGGUCGACUGAAUUCCGUCCAGGGAUUAAUAAGCACAUUACUAUCAUUUCUGAUAGUUUCAUUGUACAGCGCAACGUAUCAUUUUACUUUUGAAUUUUUAGCUGGUGCUGUUUUUCUGUUAAAUGUAAUUUUAACUAUUCCUAUAUUCAUAAUGUUUGCGAUUAUUUAUUGGAAAUGUAAGCACCUGUGGACUAAAGAAACCACACAGCCUCAAUGAAGUCAACUUAAGUUAUAUGUCUUUGAAUAUUGUAGUACAAUGACUGGAUAUUUUUUAGGUGUUAAAGUUUUCGUGGUAUUUAAUGAAAUUUUAUGUAUUAUUUCUUUUAUGAACUCCAAUGAUUUCCACCUAAAGUCUUAUUUCAAUAAGCGCAUUAUCGUCAAGGGAAAUCGUUUUUAAAGAGCCAACAGAUGUACUUAUUUUAUUUGAAUUAUACUAAAUGCUUUAUGUAUUUUUAAA
Messenger RNA from Sipha flava (yellow sugarcane aphid), 2120 nucleotides. Its product is annotated as proton-coupled folate transporter-like. NCBI's taxonomy places the organism in Eukaryota, Metazoa, Arthropoda, Insecta, Hemiptera, Aphididae. The transcript is spliced from 7 exons. Gene Ontology annotation, molecular function: transmembrane transporter activity. Gene Ontology annotation, biological process: transmembrane transport. The record is from RefSeq and is a predicted model, not a curated record. Bases 441 to 1880 code for a protein of 479 amino acids. Gene Ontology annotation, cellular component: membrane.